UGUAGCUCCAGAUGUAUGGGACGCAGCCGCAGCUUGUCUGGUUCCCGUCUCCGUCAUAUAUCGGGGCUCCCUGUACUGUACAGCGGUCACUAGCUGGUUCGCAAACUUUGAAUAAAGUUGCCCCAUAUAGUUGGGCUAUUUUAGAUACAGAAGAGAAAACGUUACAUUAACAGGGGGUGUACAAAAUGCCUGCCGUCUCUAAAGGGGAUGGGAUGCGUGGCCUGGCCGUGUUCAUCUCUGACAUCAGGAACUGUAAGGGACAAGGCUCUGGAUGGCUACAGUAAGAAAAAGUAUGUCUGCAAGCUGCUCUUUAUCUUCCUUCUGGGCCAUGAUAUCGACUUUGGACACAUGGAGGCCGUCAACCUCCUCAGCUCCAACAAGUACACAGAGAAACAAAUUGGUUACCUAUUCAUAUCAGUGCUGGUGAACUCAAACAGCGACCUGAUCCGUCUAAUCAACAACGGCAUUAAGAAUGACCUGGCCAGCCGCAACCCGACCUUCAUGAACCUGGCCCUGCACUGCAUUGCUAACGUGGGCAGCAGAGAAAUGGCUGAGGCUUUUGCUUCUGAAAUCCCCAGCAUCUUGGUGGCAGGGGACACCAUGGACAGCGUGAAGCAGAGUGCAGCACUGUGUCUGCUGCGACUCAACAGGACGUCUGCUGACCUGGUGCCCAUGGGUGAAUGGACAGCACGAGUGGUCCAUCUGCUUAAUGACCAGCACCUAGGAGUGGUAACAGCAGCUGCCAGCCUUAUUACCACUCUGGCCCAGAAGAGUCCGGAUGACUUCAAAACAUCCAUCUCACUGGCUGUGGCCAGGCUCAGUAGGAUCGUGACUUCCGCGUCCAUCGACCUACAGGACUACACAUACUACUUUGUUGCUGCACCAUGGUUGUCGGUCAAAUUGCUGCGCCUGCUGCAGUGCUACCCUCCUCCUGAGGAUGCAGCGCUGCGAAGUCGUCUGACAGAGUGUCUGGAGACCAUCCUCAACAAAGCCCAGGAGCCACCCAAGUCCAAAAAGGUCCAGCACUCCAAUGCAAAGAAUGCUGUUCUGUUUGAAGCCAUCUCCCUCAUCAUCCACCAUGACAGUGAGCCCACCCUGUUGGUCCGAGCCUGCAACCAGCUAGGCCAGUUUCUGCAGCACAGGGAAACCAACCUCCGUUAUUUGGCUUUGGAGAGCAUGUGCACACUGGCCAGCUCUGAGUUUUCUCAUGAGACAGUAAAGACACAUAUAGAAACUGUGAUCAACGCUCUAAAGACGGAGCGAGACGUGAGCGUCCGCCAGCGGGCUGUUGAUCUCCUCUACGCCAUGUGUGACCGCAGCAACGCCAAGCAGAUUGUGGCAGAGAUGCUGAGCUACCUGGAGACCGCCGACUACUCAAUCAGAGAGGAGAUAGUGCUCAAGGUGGCUAUCCUGGCAGAAAAAUACGCCGUGGACUACACCUGGUACGUGGAUACCAUCCUCAACCUCAUCCGCAUCGCCGGCGACUAUGUCAGUGAGGAGGUGUGGUAUCGUGUCAUCCAGAUUGUCAUAAACCGAGAUGAUGUCCAAGGCUAUGCUGCCAAGACCGUCUUUGAGGCACUACAGGCUCCAGCCUGCCAUGAGAACCUGGUUAAGGUGGGGGGUUACAUCCUGGGAGAGUUUGGAAACCUAAUUGCUGGCGACUCACGCUCCAGCCCUCUGGUCCAGUUCAACCUUCUACACUCCAAGUUCCACCUGUGUUCUGUGCCGACUCGGGCACUGUUGCUGUCGGCCUAUAUCAAGUUCAUUAACUUGUUUCCAGAAGUGAAGGCCACGAUCCAAGACGUGCUGCGCUCAGACAGCCAGCUCCGCAACGCUGAUGUGGAGCUUCAGCAGAGAGCUGUUGAGUACCUGAGGCUCAGCUGCAUCGCCAGCACUGACAUACUGGCCACAGUCUUAGAAGAGAUGCCUCCAUUCCCAGAGAGAGAGUCUUCCAUCCUGGCCAAGCUGAAGAGGAAGAAGGGCCCAGGCCACCUACCCGACAUUGACGAUGCCCGGCGGAAUGUCAACGGCAGCACCGAGCACAGCGACAACACUGAAGCCACGAAGUCUUCUCCUUCACUGAUGGCAGACCUCCUCCCUACCAACAGACCCCGCCCUGCCUCCUCUAGCCCCAUCAUACUCUCGGCUGCGACCAUGGGUUCCACCCACCCGUUCACAGAUCUGCUCAAUCUAAACUCCACCCCUUCAGCUGGAGCCAGUCUGCUAGUUGAUGUCUUUUCCGACACCCCCUCACCUGCAUCCAUAGAUGUGUCUGAGGAAAAUUUUCCCAGGUUUGUUUGUAAAAACAAUGGUGUUAUCUAUGAGAACCAGCUUUUGCAGAUUGGACUGAAGUCUGAGUACAGGCAGAACCUGGGUCGCAUGUACGUGUUCUACGGCAACAAGACAUCCACCCAGUUCCUCAGCUUCUCCUCAUCUGUGAGCUGUAACGACACACUCAAGACUCAGCUGAAUGUCCACGCUAAGCCAGUAGACCCCAUAAUAGAAGGGGGGGCUCAGUUCCAGCAGAUCCUCAACAUCGAGUGUGUGUCAGAUUUCACAGAUGCACCGGUACUCAACAUCCAGUUCAGAUACGGGGGAGCUCUACAGAACAUUGCAGUGAAACUCCCAGUGAUGCUGAACAAGUUUUUCCAGCCCACGGAGAUGACAUCCCAAGACUUCUUCCAACGCUGGAAACAGCUUGGAGCUCCUCAGCAAGAGGUUCAGAAAAUCUUCAAAGCCAAACACCCCAUGGACACAGAUGUCACCAAAGCCAAGAUCUUAGGUUUUGGUGUAGCUCUGCUGGACGGGGUGGAUCCCAAUCCCACGAACUUUGUUGGAGCUGGAGUCAUUCACACUAAGAACACUCAGGUGGGCUGCCUCCUCAGACUGGAGCCCAACACACAAGCACAGAUGUACCGUCUCACCCUCCGGACCAGCAGGGACUCUGUGUCUCAGAGACUGUGUGAUCUCCUCUCUGAACAGUUUUAAACAGCACCAACAUUUUUACACUUCCACUCUCCUAGUCUCACUUUAGAUUGGUAUGAUGUAUUGUACAGUGUAAAUUCUUUUUUUUUUAUUUGACUUACUCUACAUGUAAAUGAAAUGAAAUGUAUUCUUCACACAUAGCUUUACUAAUAUGUCACUGCUUUAAACAUGCCGUGCACUCUGCGCACGGUGCAGGAGCCUCUGAAUGCUUCUCUGUAGCGUUCUGAAACUCCAGAGUUUUGAACAUUUUUGAAUUUGUGUGUUUUUGUUGCUUUGGUUCUGCCUUUCUUACUCAAACACUUUAAAGAGUUGGUUAGGAAGCACUGAUGAGAUGAAGUUAGUUGAAGAUCUCAAUAAGAUUGUAAUCUUGCCAAGGAUCUCAGCAGUGAAUUCAGUAGUUCAGAUAGUGUUUCUACGAGACAUUUAUUCUUGUAGUGUUUUAAACAAAUGUUGCACAGAACUGGGAAGCUUUCCUGAACUUCUCACCUAUUUUGCACUUGUUAGGUGAAAAAAUCAGAUCACAUGAGUAGAUCAGAUAGAUUUAGGCAAAAGAGUUUUGACUUUAAUGUCAGAAUUCUUAACUUAUUUCACCAAUCUGUCAUCUCAGGAGGAAAAGAAAAGCUUUGCAUUGUGGUGUUUUUAGCAGAAAAUAGAUGUUGCUUCGAUUUUAGUUCUCUUAUGUGAAUUUAUGAACCACACUGCGCAUACAUUUUACACCUAGAAUUCAGACACUCAAAAAAAAAUAGUACACUAGGUAGCGAAUGGAUUUUAUUAUAUCUACUCCACACAAUUGUGCCUGUAAACUUGUGUUACUCUGUCAAGAACAGAAAGAGCCUUUAAAUUGACGAGUAAUAUUUUUAAAGUCUAAAGCACUGCCGCACUGUCACACUGUCACACUACUUUUGUCUAAAUGCAUUCAUUCACAGAGCACUGCCAAACUGGUAAUAUUUCUGUAUAUCAAUAACAUAUGGUGUAUUUUCUGUUUUAUAAAAUGUACUCUUGUAAUCAUCCUCUGUCCAAAGGUGAAAAAAUCGUCCUACCACCACCUCUAAAGCAGUGUGAAUACAGGCCAAGAAUUAGUCAUAACCCCCCAUAAACGGCAACUUUAUACUUUUUACACCGCUGUCUUUGCACGCAUUAAAAGACAUGGCAUGUUUUAUUGUAGAGGUGUUGGUAGGUGGAUUGGUUUUACUGUUGGACUAAGCAAGGCUAGCUGCUUUCCCUCGUUUACAGUCUUUAAUGCUAAGCUAAGUUAACCGUCUCCAUGCUGUAGCUUUAUAUUUAACGUACAGUUAUGAGAGUGACAUUGACCCUUUUGUCUAACUCUCAGCAAGAGAGCAAAUAAGGGUAUGUGCCAAAAUAUCAAACUGUUCUUUAAAGAUCAAAAUUAGUAAGAAUGUUUUUACAUUGUGUUGAAGGGUUUGGCCAAUUCAUGAAUAAGGGUACCUUAAAGCUGCAGUAGGUAACUUUUUGUCAUAUUUGCUCACAGUAAUACACGAUAAAUAAUCUGAGAAAAAAAUCAGGUUCCUCUGGCUCCUCCUAGUGCUCCUAAUGGCAUUUGCAAGAAUCCA
Molecule: messenger RNA, 4556 nt
Organism: Morone saxatilis (striped sea-bass)
Lineage: Eukaryota; Metazoa; Chordata; Actinopteri; Moronidae
Product: AP-2 complex subunit alpha-2
Biological process (GO): clathrin-dependent endocytosis; intracellular protein transport
Cellular component (GO): AP-2 adaptor complex; membrane coat
Molecular function (GO): clathrin-cargo adaptor activity
Source: RefSeq, a predicted model, not a curated record